AUGGAAGUUGGAGAACCUCCCGUUGCCGAGAGCCAAGACUAUGCGCUACGGUUCGAGGAUUUGACCGUUGAUGAUGAUUUACCAUUGACCGAUCGGAUCGCCCGUUACUGUCGUUCGGGGAUUGCCUUACAGAGACUGGUUCAUGUCAAAAUGUUGGCGGAAACUUCCGAAGUGAUUGGAACAAGAAUGACAAUCGCCGCAUUGAUUCCUCUUUUACCGCAGCUUGUUGUAGAUCAAGAGAGUGUAAUUCGGCAACAUUUAGCAUCACAGAUACUGCCAUUGGCAUUGGUAUCCAUGGUUACAAAUGUGGGUCAUGGUCAACCGUACAAGGUUUCACAAAUGCUCGAGGAUAGAUCGAUUCGAAAAGUCUAUGACUCGCAAGGAUACGAAAUUGUCACGACCGCAGUUGUUGGAUAUCUUAAUAAGUUAAUACAAGAUCCAGAUGUCGAUGUUCGGAGGUCCGCAUCUGAUUCCUUGGCUGGAUUGGCCAUGCAAGUUCGAAAAGACGACAUUGCCAAAGCAAUUCUUCCGAUACCACUCCAAUUGGCGAUGUCACCGAAAUCAUCAAAGAGACAACUGUCACCUGAACAAGAAAGUCAUAUGGAGGAAUUGAGAAUCACAGCGGCAAACUUGUUGGCGGAGUUGGGUGGUGCUGCCGAAAAAGAUGGGGUUCCGGUCAAUGUAGUUCGCGAAUCAAUCUUGCCAGCUGUUCUUUCCUUGUGCGAUGAUCCUGGUUUCAGAGCGCGAAGGGCAGCUGCACAGGCUUUGCCUCGGGUGUUGGCUGGAACAACAAUGGCAGAUGCCAAAUCUACAGUACUGCCAGCGUUUGAAGUUCUCAGCAAGGAUGAGGUGUACAGAGUUAGAAAAAGUACGGGUGAAUGCUUGGUAGAUAUGAGCCGAUCCAUGAUGAUUAUAGCGAGCAAAGAACGAGACCCUGCUGCAGUCAAUGCGCUGAGACGCAAUUCGCUCAUUCCAAUUGCGGAGUCUCUCUUGGUGGAUACCAACAAGUUUGUGAGACACGGAAUGAUGCAAUUUUUGGGGCCAUUUUUGGCGUCAUUUUAUCCAUUUGUUGAUUCUGCUUUGUAUACUAUCUUGCCUGGAAGCUCAGAGUCUGAUGGAAGCAAUCAUUCCGGCAUCGUUGCACAAUUCUUCCCACAUGCCAGUAGUAUGGUUAGUCGGUUAAAUUCAUCAGCUGCCGCAACAACGAGUGCACCAACGCCAACUUUGGCAUCAAUCAACACAGAAACUGAAACACCGUUGAUAAAGGAACUGCAAAAGGCUCUGCCCCAAUUUAUUGGAGCAAGUCGAUCCUCAGCAGUUUCCUUAAAGGCUGUAGUAUCGCACCGGCAAAAGUACCGUCCAGAUCCAGAAGACAUCAAAGCAAUUGUUGGAAGACUUCUGCAUCACUUCACGGGGUUGGCAAAGGUUAUAACGGGAGACGAAAACACUGACGCUGAAAUGAGGGUGUACUGCGCAUAUUCCUAUCCAGCAGUGGUUCUAUUGCUCGGUCCAGAGAAUUGGGAAGGGCAAUUGAAGGACUGCUUCAAGACUCUUCUGAAUCCAAACUAUGGCUUGGGUGAAAAGGCUGAAACGGCAAUACCUCCACUCCCAGUCAAGCGGUGUCUAGCCUCUAGUCUGCACACGGUAGCACAUAUUUUGGGCCCACGAAUCUCUGCGUUUGAUAUUAUGCCAAUCUUCCGCGACUUCUUCCUUCGGGAUACGGAUGAAUCGGUUAGAUUGAACAUGAUUCGAAACUUCCCUACUUUAUUGUCACUUUUGGAUCCAGCCACGCGUCAACAGUAUCUGAUAUUAUGGUGCGAAAUGAUUCAGGGCGACGAAGUUCUCGGUGCUUUGAAGAGAAGUGCUACAAAUCCUUUGGUUUUGAACUGGAGGCAGAGAAACUGUGUAUCAAGAAGCAUUGCCGACAUUUUGGUGAUGAUGGACGCAGUAUUCGUUCACACGUAUCUAUGGCCGAUUCUGAAGCUUGUUCUGACUGACUCCAUUAGUCUGGUACGAGAUGAUGCCAUCUGGGCUAUUCCAAUUUUGCUCAAGGCACUGUGCUCGGAAAAUGUCAUUAUGGAUAAAACUGGUGGGGAUGCGAUGAGAUCGAAAGAGAGGUGGAGUGCAAAUGCUUGCCAAGAAGUCAUCCAUUGGCUGUGGGAAUCUAUCCUAAAAAUGACACCGUCAAAGAGUACUGGGAAACUUACAUCAAAUGGGAGAAAUAGCAACUUUAGUCAACGCCAACUGUACUGUCAGAUCUGCACAGCACUUGCUUUGGCUAUACAAUUCGGCGACGGCUUGAAAGAUCCAGAUGAUCCGGUUUUGGAGCUCGAAAACAAGUUUUCAACGCAUCUCUCGGCACAAGAUAUCACAGAAUAUGGUCCCUAUCGAAGGUUGUCCGAUUCUGAAAGGUCUCAUUUGGUCGGUUUACUCGCCAACGACAUGCUACCUGUUGCGAUUAACUUUAAGGACGACGGCGUUACAAAUGUUCGUCGAUCGCUUCUCAAGACUCUUCAUUUGAUGCCCCACGAUUUCACACACUUCCCUGCGUUCCAAGAAGCCACGAGUGUAUUAGAGGAAGAAGUACAAACUUGGGAGAGUUUCGACGGCAUGCAGCAAAACAACCCGCCUGCUCCACCUGUCCCAGCGCAGAAGGCAAGAGCAGUAGUGCCAGCCCAGCACCAAGAGUACCAAAAUGGAGUGUCCUCUGAUGAGAAGACCAGAGUAGAUGUCCACGAUGAUGGAAAAGGAGGUAAAAAGAAAUCCUCAAAAGGCAGGCGAAAAGAGCAGACAUCAGAAACUGGGUUUGUAACACAUAAUCUGGCUAGCAUAUAA
Messenger RNA from Cylindrotheca closterium, 2835 nucleotides. Lineage: Eukaryota; Bacillariophyta; Bacillariophyceae; Bacillariales; Bacillariaceae. The record is from the annotation of a GenBank genome assembly.